Messenger RNA from Fusarium poae, 2487 nucleotides. RefSeq lists its product as uncharacterized. The transcript has a single exon. NCBI's taxonomy places the organism in Eukaryota, Fungi, Ascomycota, Sordariomycetes, Hypocreales, Nectriaceae. Bases 1 to 2487 code for a protein of 828 amino acids. The record is from RefSeq and is a predicted model, not a curated record.
AUGCGCAAGUUCGGCUUUUCCGGCCGCAAAAAGCAGGCUCCUACGGUCACAGUCACCGCCCCGCCCAUGAGCAAGGCCCAAAAGAUUUUGGGUGCUUCAGCCAUCAAUAUCGACAACAACUUCUCCAGUUCAACUCUCGACCUUGCUGUACCCGCCCCCGAUGCAUCCCAGACCCUGAACCAUGGCCGUGUAUCUCCGGCAAAACACGAGCGCGGGACACGGGAGUGGGGAGAUGAGUCCGAGAUCAUACCGAGGCACUUCAAAACCAGCGGUGCGCCCACCGAUGCACAUGAUGAUGAUGCUUUUGAUAUGGCGAGCAUUCUUCGAAAGCGGCAGUCUUCAUCGACACUAAGCUCGUGGUACGACAAGACCAAGCAGCCUCUUUCCGUGACCCAGCAAACGUCGGCUUCAGCCAUGGCCAAGGGCAUGCCUUCAAAAGCAGAGAGGAUGUUGGAUAUGGAGAACUCAAUUGCCGAGGCCAAAUUAAAGAAGAAGAAGCCUACAAAACUCGACUUGUCUCAUCUCAUGGGACGGCGGUCCAAGAAGAACGAACCACAAUGGGAGGGUCCUAUGCUAGACCAGAUUACUCGAUCUCCAUCUAUUCUAUCACCAACCAGCACACCAUCUUUACGGGGCAAACUUUCAAGACGACCUACAAAAGAGAGUCUAAACUCAGCACACUCAGACACAACCCGACCAAAAACGGACGAGGGCAGUCGCCGACCACAAAAUCACCUAAACGGUUUACCUAAUCUCUACGAACACUACGAGCAAAUGUCAUUCCGCUCAAUCAUUGAUGAUGAGUUGGACGAGGCUGAUGAGGAGGAGCGGGUUCUGGAGAAGUCCAGAGAUUCACACCAACCAAAGCCCAGUAGAAUACUUCGACAUAGCAAGUCUGAACAGCGCAUACCACCGGGCCACCACGCCGAGCAUAUUGUUUCACAAUACGCAAAACGCAACCUGCCUCCACCACCACCUCAAUCUAACAUGGCCAAGAAGUCUGACCAAUCCUCACUUACUGACUGCGCUGCGAGUGUUUCUAGCAGACAUACCCGCACGUCCAAGGCCUCGAAACGUACGAGUAGGAGUUUCCAGGAUGCGGAUCUGCAGGGCAAGAGCGUGCUUUCACUAUCCUCGGACUCCGAAGACGACGAAUACACCGAAACCUCUUCCAAGAGUCAGCCUUCGAUACCCGAGUACGCCACAUCGGAUACUAGCUCGUCUAUCGACUUCCGUCCAGGCACGGCUCGAACUUCCGAGAGCGCUGAUAACAGCUCGAAGCGGUUGAGCAGAUCGAGCAGACAGACAACAGGAUCCAGCAACUACCUGACCAUCCCCAACGGGCAUUACCGAGCCCCCGUUGUGGCCCCAAGGUCAAGUUCCCUAUCUGGAAGCUCCACCAACACAAUCCAAGAAGGAACUGCUGGACCAACACCGUCGCGCACGUCAAGUCUUUCCAACUCAUCAGUAAACACUUCCAACACCGGCCACAGCAAGUCAAAUCUCAACAAGGUUGUUGCUCUGUACCCCGAGCCGGACACUCCGGAUUAUCCUGAUUACGAGGAAGACAAGGAGGGCGAGGACUCUGAAAAUGAGCCCGAACCUGGGCUUGACUUCCUGCCUGCUAUGACUUACAUUCCUCAUGGCUCCAUCUCUACCACUGCCGAUGCGCCAACACCUCCAUUGAGCCCAAGCUCCGUCGACUUUUACAUUCGCUCCGCUCACUCAUCGGUUGAUGGAAAGGAUAGCCACAACCGCUUCAUGGCGGUCACCCGCCAGGAAGAAAUGCUUCUGUCUGCCCUUCGCCACAAGCGACAGACAAUGCGCAGCUCUGUUGCCUCCGAGAUGGACGAGAAGAUUUCUCAAAAGGGUCACCGAUCCAAACCAUCCGAAGCUACUAUUACCGAGGAGACAAUGGACUUUGACUUCCCAGCACCCCCCACCUUCAAGAACAAGACCACGGUUAACGCAGAGGGAACAACCGUCAUCGAUCUGAGCCACGAAACGCUCAAGGGCCGCGCAGAUGAACCCGCUGCAUCCACCAAGCAAGUUCAUCACAGACAACGAUCCCGCAGUCAAGACCAUCAGCAACGGGAGCGCAUCCUUCUUUACAUCGACAAGGGUCUCGCUGCUGAGCACUCCUUUGAUGAUUCCGAGCCUAGCCCUGAUCUGGAUGAUUUCUACGAUUACAACUACGACGACGAGUCCGCAAGUGAUAGAGAUGUCAUUUCCGAGGAGAUGUAUGUCCAGCAGCGUCGCCUUAGCGACCGAAAGGGCCGUCACUCAGCCCUCAAGCGCUCAUCGAGCCGAAACCAUCAACAGAGCCCUCCCGCUCCUGCCCAACGCGAUACUCUUGAGGUUGGCGUGCCUCGACCCGACAGUCCCAUCUCUCCUGAUGCUAUGUCGGCAUCUGCUCCUCGAGUCAACAAGACGAUGGCUCGUUUGAGUGCUGUUGGCCCUCCUGCUAAAUGGGGAUUUGAGGACUGA